Sphaeroforma arctica JP610 is the source of this 543-nucleotide messenger RNA. RefSeq lists its product as hypothetical. The record is from RefSeq and is a predicted model, not a curated record. Bases 1 to 543 code for a protein of 180 amino acids. NCBI's taxonomy places the organism in Eukaryota, Ichthyosporea, Ichthyophonida. The transcript has 4 exons. Gene Ontology annotation, molecular function: transmembrane transporter activity. Gene Ontology annotation, biological process: transmembrane transport.
AUGCUAUACACGGCGUGGGCGUCGCAAUUCUACUUCAUCCUGAUGGAGAAUAGCAGCUUAUCCACUGCCAAUCUGUUUGCCUUCAUGACCAUUGCCAUGGGUUCUAUUGGCUCAGUGUUGGGUGGCUACUUUGCAGACCGCGUGGGUCGCACUGCUGUGUGUGCUGUGUGCACUAUCUGCUCAGCAACAGUCUCCAUUGCGAUUGGACCAGCCGCGGUUGCGACACAGAGUGAACCGCUGGUGUGGGCAUUGGCCUUUCUCUGGGGCUUGACCGUCGUCGCCGACAGCGCGCAAUACAGUGCCAUGAUCAGCGAACUGUGUCCUGCCGACUUGGUAGGCACAGCGUUGACACUGCAGUUGAGCAGUGGUUACAGUGCCACUGUAGUCAGUAUACUGGUGCUACCGACGAUCGCCAACAGUACUAUAUUGACCUGGGAGUGGAGUUACGCUGUUGCGGGAGUAGUCUCGUAUCUGGGACUUUUCAUGCUGCUUUGGCUACGAUAUCUUCCAGAGUCCGAGAAAAUAUGUGGCGGGAAGAAGUAG